Molecule: messenger RNA, 2027 nt
Organism: Zophobas morio
Lineage: Eukaryota; Metazoa; Arthropoda; Insecta; Coleoptera; Tenebrionidae
Product: nucleolar protein 58
Exons: 3
Coding region: 132-1835 (567 amino acids)
Cellular component (GO): box C/D methylation guide snoRNP complex; small-subunit processome
Molecular function (GO): snoRNA binding
Source: RefSeq, a predicted model, not a curated record
GUGAUUUCUUGGUUCUUUCCGUUUCCGGCAAACAUGAGCGUUUUGUGACAGUUGUGUUUGUGACCGGCGUUUGGUAAUUAAAAAAUAAGUGAUAUAUUUUUGCAAGUUGACUAUUGUACGGUGUUGUAACAAUGCUGGUCCUAUUUGAAACGGCGGCGGGUUACGCACUUUUUAAACUUCUAGACGAAAGUAAGCUCCGGGAGGUAGAUAAUUUAUAUCAUGACUUCAAUUCGCCAGAAUCGGCGGGGAGGGUAGUUAAGUUAAAACACUUCGAAAAGUUUCAAGACACCACCGAGGCUUUAGCAGCAACAACUGCAGCAGUUGAGGGAAAAAUUUCAAAAAGUUUAAAGAAAGUCUUGAAAAAACACAUCGAUAAAGAGUUGCAGGAUAAGCUUUUAGUUGCUGAUGCAAAAUUAGGAUCUGCUAUUAAGGAAAAAUUUGAUCUACAAUGUCUUUCAAAUACCGCAGUUCAGGAGCUUAUGCGGUGCAUUCGUUCGCAACUCGACAGUCUCAUCACGGGGUUACCUAAAAAGGAAAUGACCGCAAUGGCGUUAGGUUUGGCCCAUUCGUUAUCACGGUACAAGUUGAAAUUUUCACCAGACAAAAUUGAUACUAUGAUAGUUCAAGCUGUAUCCUUGCUUGAUGAUCUAGACAAAGAAUUGAACAAUUACAUAAUGAGGUGUCGUGAGUGGUAUGGUUGGCAUUUUCCUGAACUUGGUAAAAUUAUUACAGACAAUGUAACUUUCGUUAAGACCGUGAAAAUAAUUGGAACCCGUGAUAAUACCAGUAGUUCAGAUUUGUCAGAUAUUCUUCCUGAGGAAGUAGAGGAGAGAGUUAAAGAAGCAGCUGAAAUAUCAAUGGGAACAGAGAUUUCAGACGAUGACAUCAUGAAUAUACAGAACUUGUGUGACCAAGUUAUUGAAAUUUCAAAUUAUCGUAGUCAGUUGUAUGACUACUUGAGGGCAAGGAUGAUGGCAAUGGCCCCCAAUUUGACAACGUUGGUGGGAGAUUUGGUUGGAGCGCGACUGAUUUCCCAUGCGGGGUCAUUGAUUAAUUUAGCGAAACAUCCAGCUUCAACAGUACAAAUUUUAGGCGCUGAAAAAGCGUUGUUUAGGGCCCUCAAAACAAAGAAAGACACUCCUAAGUAUGGUUUGAUUUAUCACGCUCAAUUGGUUGGACAGAGUAGUACGAAAAAUAAAGGUAAAAUGUCUCGAAUGUUGGCGGCGAAAGCGGCUUUAGCUACACGCGUCGAUGCAUUGGGAGAAGAUGGCAAUUUUACUUUAGGAGCUGAACACAAAGCGAAGUUAGAAGCUCGCCUGAGGAUACUGGAAGAGGGCAAUUUAAGGAGGAUAAGUGGGACAGCGAAAGCUAAAGCUAAGUUUGAAAAAUAUCAGGGCACAUCAGAGGGUCAACAGUAUCCGGCUGCGGCAGAUUCAACAUUACCGUCUACAUCAAAGAGGAAGAGGUUAGAUUCAGAAACAAAGGACACUUUAAAUUCGACUCAAGACACUCCUAAGCAGAAAAAGAAGAAAAUUAAGACAGAAGUUGGUGCUGAUUUUGAAACUCCUGUCGAGCAGGAGGAUAGUGUAAAUGCUGCAGAUGAAAAUGGAGAAAUCGUUAAAAAGAAGAAGAAGAAAAAGAAGGUGAAGCAAGAAGUAGAGGAAAUUAAGGUGGAAGAAGUUGAAAUUAAACUAGAGGAAGAGGUUAGUCCUGAAAAGAAAAAAAAGAAGAAAAAGAAACACCUAGAGCCACAACCUGAAGUUGUUGAAGAACCUGUCUCUGAAAAGAAAAAAAAGAAGAAGAAAAAGGAGAUUGUUGAAGCUGAAGAUGAAUAAGUUAAGAUUGUAUGAAUAGGGGGCGAUUUUUUAUUAAAGAUUGGGUAUAUUAUAAAGAGAAAGCCAUCAUAGAUGUAAACUUUUAUUUUUACAACUUAAAUAUUCCUAUAAAUAAGUGAAUGUUAUUACACUACCGCAGUGUAAUUAGCUUUGCAGUAAACUAAAAAGAAAUUACAUAUUAUUGACAAAUGA